CUUGGCGAAGGUGGGAAUUCCUUUCUGCAACCCCUCGUAAGCCGGCUCGGUCGACCUGUCCUUAUUUCACAAACUGUCAUGCGAGCUGCCAGUCCGGUUUCGGCGGCAGUGAAAGUUCAUCUCUCAAAGCCUGCUGGCCUAAUAAUUUCUCUUGUUUUUUCGAUUAUUUUUUUGUAUUCUUUUUCUUCCUAACGACAUAGUUUGUGUGCUUGUUUUCUGUGAAAGCUGAAGUGCCUUUGGCAACCGUUUUGUUAAUAUUUCGUUCUUAUCCUGCCAACUCGAUUAAAACGUGGAAUUUUUGUAUUUAUUAUAUUUGGAUAUAUUAUUUACCCAUUGGUUGGCAUGUUUUAUGGAUUAUAUACAUUUUGAUCGAAAGUGAGAGGGCGAGGCUUGGAUGCGAUGUAUGGCUGAGGCAGCCUCCACUGAGGACGAAGAAGAGGAGACAUGGAGGCUGGGAUCAAACCCUGCUGCAGGGAUCCUGAUGGAGACACCAUCGAUUAUGAAUUCAGACGAAUACGGGCUAAUGAUGCAACAUACAAUGCCCUUUUUAACUACGCGAACAAUUAUAUUAAAACAUCAAAGUAUACCUUCCUGACAUUUGCCCCCCUCAAUCUUUUUGAACAAUUUCAGAGAUUGGCAAAUUUUUACUUCCUUUGUCUAUUAGUCCUCCAGCUUAUACCUCAAAUUUCCUCAUUAACUCCUAUAACUACUGCUGUGCCUUUGAUUGUUGUGUUGUCCAUUACUGCCCUUAAAGAUGCCAUCGAUGAUUUCCAAAGGCAUCGGAGUGAUAGCCAGGUCAACAACAGGCUAUCUCGGGUGCUGCGGGGUGGUCGAUUGGUGGAUGAAAGGUGGCAUAAAGUACAAGUGGGAGACAUCAUCCGCAUGGAGAAUGACCAGUUCGUUGCAGCUGAUCUUCUCCUCUUGUCAUCAAGUGAACCUAAUGGAUUGUGCUACAUAGAAACUGCUGAACUAGAUGGUGAGACAAACUUGAAAUGUCGCCAGGCAUUGGUUGAAACAGCAGAGCUAGGCGACGACAAUGAGAAGAUUGGCAGUUUUGAUGGUGAAAUAAUAUGUGAAGCUCCGAAUAACAACCUUAGCAAAUUUGAAGGAACAUUGAAUUGGAAGGGGAAAAGUUACAUGCUGGAUAAUGACAAGAUGUUGCUGCGUGGGUGUGUACUCCGUAACUCCAAAUGGUGUUACGGUGUGGUGGUGUUUGCUGGAAAGGAUACUAAGCUAAUGCAAAACAGUGGAAAGACCAUCUUCAAACGCACCAGCUUGGAUAGGCUUCUCAAUUUAUUAAUUAUUGGGAUAGUCUUCUUCCUUCUGAGCAUGUGCCUCUUUUGUACCAUUGCGUGUGGUGUGUGGGAAACUGUGACUGGCCAACACUUCCGCAUUUACCUUCCAUGGGACACGCCAGUGCCUACGAACAACGUCACCAGUGGGGCUACGGUCAUCUCUUUGCUCGUUUUCUUCUCGUACGCCAUAGUCCUCAAUACUGUCGUCCCCAUUUCUCUUUAUGUUAGUGUUGAAGUAAUUAGAUUCUGCCACAGUCUUUGGAUCAACUGGGAUGACAAAAUGUACUACGCUCCCAAGUAUGCGGCUGCUCGAGCCAGGACCACCACACUCAACGAAGAGCUUGGACAGAUAGAGUACAUAUUUUCUGAUAAGACUGGGACACUCACCCAGAAUAUUAUGACUUUCAACAAAGCAUCCAUUAAUGGCCGUGUCUACGGUGAACUAUUAGAUGAAAUCACUAGAGAACCUUUAGAAAUUACUGAAGACACAAAAGCUGUAGAUUUUUCUCUGAAUCCUUUGUAUGAGCCUUCUUUCAGGUUUUAUGAUAAAAGCCUUCUAGAACAAGUGAGAAGUGGGGACCAACGUGUGCACGAGUUUUUUCGUAUUCUUGCUUUGUGUCAUACGGUCAUGUGUGAUGAAAAAGAUGGCAAGCUUGAAUACCAAGCCCAAUCACCUGAUGAAGCUGCUCUUACAUCAGCUGCCAGAAAUUUUGGUUUUGUUUUUAAGUCUCGUACACCCACUAGUAUCACAAUAGAAGUGAUGGGACAUAUAGAAACUUAUGAUCUGCUAGCAAUUUUUGAUUUCAAUAAUGUCCGCAAACGCAUGUCUGUGAUAAUUAGAAAAAAUGGGAAAAUAAAACUGUACUCCAAAGGUGCUGAUUCUGUGAUAUUUGAGAGAUUAGGACCUUCUUCAAAUGAUCUGAAGAUCAAAACUUCUGAUCAUUUAAAUAAAUUUGCUAGUGAAGGACUGAGGACGUUGUGCCUAGCAUCGAAAGAUCUCGAUGAAAAUGUGUUCAAUAACUGGAACGAGAGAUUUCACGAGGCUUCCAUUGCCAUGGAGCAUAGGGAAGAGAGAAUGAAUGCCCUGUAUGAAGAUUUGGAGCAGAAUUUAACACUGGUUGGUGCCACUGCUAUUGAAGACAAACUACAGGACGGGGUUCCCCAAUGCAUUGCCAAUCUUGGAAUGGCUGGCAUCAAAGUGUGGGUUUUGACUGGUGAUAAACAAGAAACUGCUAUCAACAUUGGAUAUUCGUGUCAACUGUUGACUGAUGAAUUGAUUGACAUAUUGAUAGUUGAUGGUAUGAAUUAUAGUGAAGUAGAACAACAGCUAACCAAAUAUCUGGAAAUGAUCCGAAGCCAGUACAGGGGCACAACAGAUAGCCUAAUCCAUCCUUACUUGGAUGACCUAAAUUCCCUAUCUGAAAAUGCUGAAGGCCAAGGUUAUGCCUUAGUAGCCAAUGGCCAUAGUUUGGUGUACGCUUUACAACCGUCAAUGGAGAGCCUGUUUGUGGAUGUUUCAUCUGGCUGCAAAUCUGUCAUUUGUUGUCGAGUGACUCCCUUGCAGAAAGCAUUGGUUGUUGAUUUAAUGAAGAGGCACAAAAAUGCUGUCACCUUAGCUAUAGGGGAUGGUGCAAAUGAUGUCAGCAUGAUCAAAAUGGCACACAUAGGAGUAGGCAUCAGUGGUCAAGAAGGCAUGCAAGCCGUCCUUGCGAGUGAUUUUUCUCUCGCUCAGUUCAGGUACCUGGAGCGCCUUCUGCUUGUACACGGGCGCUGGUCAUACUUCAGGAUGGCCAAAUUUUUACGCUAUUUUUUCUACAAGAAUUUUGCCUUUACGCUCUGCCAUUUUUGGUUUGCUUUCUUCUGUGGAUUCUCCGCCCAGACUCUUUACGAUCCAGUUUUCAUUUCAUUUUACAAUGUGUUUUAUACUUCACUGCCUGUCCUAGCACUUGGUGUUUUUGACCAGGAUGUGAGUGAUAAGAACUCCAUCCGUUAUCCGAAGCUUUAUACCCCCGGCCUAAUGAACCUUCUCUUCAACAAGAUGAUCUUCCUUAAAUCUGUGGCCCAUGGCCUUCUCACUUCCUUUAUUCUUUUCUUCAUCCCCUAUGGAGCCUUCAGCUAUGCCAUCGACCCUAAUGGCCUCAGCAUAGAUGACCACCAGCUGUUUGGGACCACCGUAUCCACCAUACUCGUCCUUGUUGUUACUGUACAGAUUGCAAUUGACACAGCAUAUUGGACUAAUUUCAACCAUGUCGUAAUAUGGGGCAGUGCACUCUUUUACCUUGGCAUGACCAUUCUCAUCAACAUGAACUUUUUUGGUAACCCCUAUGUAGGGACAUUCCGCAUGACCUUAAGUACUGCACACUUUUGGUUCACCCUCUUCCUCACCAUCGCCAUUUUGGUUGUCCCCAUUGUAGCCAUACGAUUCUACUACGUGGACACGCAUCCCACUCUGUCGGACAGGGUGAGAAUGAGGCAGAGACUGUCCGACCUCAGGACGAGACCCUCGGAACCGACGCUCAGGAUAUCGAGCGUCAGGCGUAGCAGUAGGCGCUCUGUUAGGUCAGGGUACGCCUUCGCUCACCAAGAAGGCUUUGGUCGCCUCAUCAUGAGCGGCAAAAUUAUGAAGAAAAGCAAAUCCAGCAAUUUAACCAAUAAUCUGCAUUCAACGCCGAAGCAUCAGAACCACUGGAACCACAAAACAAACAAUGUGAGGGAAAAAGGAAGCCCAUCAACUGUCGAAGUGUGAAUUUGUGCUUGGCGACAGUUUCUUUUACCUUUUUUUAUAAACUUCUUUUUUUAAUAAAUAUCACAUUUUUAUUAUGAGACAAGAAGAUCAACUUGUGACAAUCUUGGCAUUGUAGUUGUUGAAUUUGAAAGCGGUUUUCCAUAUUGUAUGAAAUAACCCCAUUGGCAAGAUCAAAAUAUAAGAUCCUUAUACGAAAAAAAAUACUAUGUGAUCAAUUCUGAGAUCAUUCGGUGCACCUGUUGAAUUUCAGUUCAUUUUGAAGGUUAUAAUUCAGUUAUAAUUAAUAACAUAUUUGAAACGGCCUUUUUUUAAAAUUUGGUUCUGUAUUGAAUUUUUGCAUUUUCAAGUUUGAAGUAAUGUUUUGAUGGAGGAAAUGGCACUGAUGCUUGAUGAAAUGUUUGAAAGAGGUUUUUAUAGUUUUUUGACGAAUACUGGAAUGCAAGGAGAGAAUUGCCAAGCUGUAAGAUGGCGCCAAAACAGGCAUUCAAAUUUGUCGAGCUCGGUUUUAAAAAUAUUUCUUGACCAAAGUUAAAUAUUGAUGGUAAUGUGGUAUCCAGAGCUUUGUGCCAUGUUUUUAUGUCAUUUUGAUGGAAUCCUAUUUAAUAUUACUCUCAAUAUUAAAUGCCUUUGAAUAUUUUUAUUAUACCUUACAAAGCUACAAUUGCGGUAGUACUAUAUCGAGCAAAUAUCAGUACCGUUUCUACAGUAUUCCAAUUUUCCGCCAAGAAUUUAUGUAAAUUUUUAUGUAAAAUACACGUUUGUAUUUCCAGAAUUUCAUGAGACGUUUUUUUUUUUUCUUUUCUUCCUUCCCUUCCUUUCAGCCUAUUUUGCUAAAUGUCUUCAAUGUUUCAUUGUAUAUUCAGUUCAUCGUACCAUCAUGCUACAAAGUCUUUUUAUGUUUUUUACCUCAUUCUUAUAAAAUAAACAAAAAAAUAUUGCAUAGGUUUGAAUUCUAUGCCAUAUUGUAUAGGAUAACUUUUAUGAAAGAAUUGCUUUUUGAUGCACAAUUUAUUUUAUUUAAAAAAAUGAAUAAUUAAGAGAGGAAAAAAUGUACAUAUAAAAUAAUUGUUACAUAUUUGUGUAUUUCACUGAAAUGCAAGUUUACCUGAAAUGUAUAAAAGAAAUUUGAGAAUAAAUUUUAUCGUUGCAAAAUGAAAA
Parasteatoda tepidariorum (common house spider) is the source of this 5199-nucleotide messenger RNA. RefSeq names its product putative phospholipid-transporting ATPase IM. The record is from RefSeq and is a predicted model, not a curated record. Gene Ontology annotation, molecular function: magnesium ion binding; ATPase-coupled intramembrane lipid carrier activity; ATP hydrolysis activity. Lineage: Eukaryota; Metazoa; Arthropoda; Arachnida; Araneae; Theridiidae. Gene Ontology annotation, cellular component: trans-Golgi network; plasma membrane. Gene Ontology annotation, biological process: phospholipid translocation; Golgi organization.